GAUCUUUAAAAUGAAGUUUAUGUUGAUUGUGACGAUUGGAUUGUCGAUGAUUUGUCAAUGUUUUUCUAUGGAUGGUUUUCAACUGAAUCAAACGAGACCGACAACAAUCACCAAUAGUCUUAGAAUUGUUAAUGGCGAUAUAGUUCCCGCUGACAGUUCUGAUUAUUUUUUCCUCGUAACAUUAGCUCGUCUAGAAGAAUACGGAAGUUUAUUUUCAUUUUGUGGUGGUGCGAUUCUGAGACGAGACGUCGUUAUAACGGCUUAUCAUUGUUUAGAAGGGGAGGAUCUAAGUAAGGUUUUCAUUCGUCCUAAUUACGACAAUACUAUUAACGAUAUACCGUUAGAGCUUUAUUAUGGAAUCUUGAAGGUUAGCUAUCGUGAAGAAGCUUAUAUGAAUGAUAUUUGUCUUGUAUUUUUGGAUGCACCGAUUGAGUUUAGUGAUCGUGUUAAUUCAAUUUCCUUGCCUUCAGAAGAAAUCAUGGAUGGAACCAGUGUAUAUGUUAUGGGUUUUGGUCAAUUAUGGUUUAAUGGACCUAUUUCGAUGCAACUUCGAGUCGCUCGUCUCAUCAAACAGCGUGAUUUUCUCUGCUCUCAGACUUGGCCCAUUUCUUUCCAUGCUGAUCGUCAAUUUUGUACUGCUGGUCCGAUGGGUGAAGAUUCGUGCCUGGGAGAUUCUGGUGGACCUUUGAUUUUAAUGGAAGGUAAUAAACUCGUUAUUGGGGGUAUUGUUGCAUUCGGACCAGUGGUUUGUGGAACAGAUUUUGGCGUUAAUAUGAAGGUUCUUGCUUAUGUUGAUUGGAUUCAAAGUCUUUUAUAGUCGAAAUCUCGAUUGUAAUAAGAAUUAACUUGCAAAUUAUUCUUAAUCAAAUUAAUAUUUAAUAAUAUAAUAUUAUAAUAUAAUAUUAAAGGGGUAUGUCAACCCUAAAACC
Panonychus citri (citrus red mite) is the source of this 929-nucleotide messenger RNA. RefSeq names its product chymotrypsin-2-like. The record is from RefSeq and is a predicted model, not a curated record. Gene Ontology annotation, biological process: proteolysis. NCBI's taxonomy places the organism in Eukaryota, Metazoa, Arthropoda, Arachnida, Trombidiformes, Tetranychidae. The transcript has 2 exons. The coding region runs from base 11 to 817 and encodes 268 amino acids. Gene Ontology annotation, molecular function: serine-type endopeptidase activity.